Messenger RNA from Exophiala mesophila, 1874 nucleotides. RefSeq lists its product as uncharacterized. Gene Ontology annotation, molecular function: protein binding; ATP binding; protein kinase activity. The transcript is spliced from 2 exons. Lineage: Eukaryota; Fungi; Ascomycota; Eurotiomycetes; Chaetothyriales; Herpotrichiellaceae. The coding region runs from base 1 to 1683 and encodes 560 amino acids. Gene Ontology annotation, biological process: protein phosphorylation. The record is from RefSeq and is a predicted model, not a curated record.
AUGGCCGAGCCUGACUAUGACGGGGAACCCACCCAGCGACUUUCUGAGUUUGAUCGACUCCACGCUCCCCCAUUAGAUGCCAUUCCUCCAGCAACUUCGUUGACAGUUCCUAUCGUGUCCGACUCUGAUUUGGACACGUUUGCCAGGCUCAUUCCCUCCAACCCCGCUGCAAUCCGUGCGUUCCAUGAGAUUGCAGUGAGUCUCGAUGAUCCAGCAUAUCUGCCUCACUCUCGUGCUUUUGUUCAUCUUGAUGAACAGCCGCCACUUCCUUCGCGUCCAGUUGCUCUAGAAAGCCCACAGAUAGAUCAGGGCAUCGCUACAAGCCAUUCCCCAGCUCCCUCCUCCCCAACCUCAUCACUCAGCGACGAUGAUGAGCCAGCGCCUCGCCCUCAGCGAACAGGAUACUUUUGCUUUAGCAUGUUUGUAUUACCUUCGGAUUUUAGAAGCGGCUGGAUCAUUGGUGCAGGACGGAGUGACAAAGUCAACCUCGGAGUGGAUCUGCUCAUCACCCUCAACGGCGAGCGCGACUUUGUCCGCGGUCGACAUGCCCGUCUAGUCCAUCACCCCACCACCAGCAUGCUCAUGCUGAAAACGGUAUCGGGUGCUCUUCACGUCUCAAUCAAUGCAGAGAAGAUUGACAGGAACGGUAGAGUCGUGUCCUGGCCUUCUCAGAGCAUUGACAUUGGAAAUUUGACCUACACCCUCGAGUAUUCCCAGCAUCCGGCAGUCAAAUCUCGCUAUACCCAGGCGCUUCGUGACCUGCUCGCUGCUAACCCCGGGUUUAAUUCCUACCCCACCACCUCUUUGGAUCCUACACCAUCCUCGAACCAUUAUCAUCUCGGAAACUACUCCAUUCAGACCCCGCAGGCCUCUGGUACAUAUGGCACAGUGUCUGCUGCCGUCGAUCUCAAGACCGGUGAGGUCUACGCCGUCAAGAAACUGACCAGGACAAAGUACAACUUUGACCUUGUUGCCCAUGAGGUCAACAUGAUGAAGUACCUGGGAUCGCAUCCUCACAUCUGCAUCCUGCACAAUGUCCUUUUCUCCGACGGCGACGAGUAUGGAAUGGGAGACAGAAAGGUCAAUGAGGUCUUCAUGAUCCUCUCUCCUCUCGCAACCAGGACAUUGGCCGAGUUGAUAGGUGCCUCCGAAGACCGAGCUCUCCUUCUCCGUGCAUUGCAUCAGACCGCUCAAGGAGUGCGUUACGUCCAUUCUCGAGGCAUCAUUCACCGCGAUCUGAAACCCAAUAACCUCCUCGUUACCGAUCCCUUCCGAGUCAUGGUUGCAGAUUUUGGCCAUGCGACACGGGAACUUCACUCCAAGGAUCACCUCAAGGGAACAAUGGCCUAUCUUCCACCCGAGAUCAUAGAUCUGAAGAUCUCCAGCAGAUCCAAGGGCUCUUGGUCUACCGCGUCAGACGUCUUUGCCUUUGGAGUCGUUGGCUUUGAGCUCCUUCAUGGCAUGUUCAAGCGGCGGUCGUCAGGUGUUAUCGAUGAUGCUAUCCUCGGCCUCUUGCGAGGCAGGAUAGAAUAUUCCCACACCGAUUUUGACGCCAUACUUCAGACUGCGUUACGUUCUGACCCUCAAAAAAGACCCAGCAUGAGAGAUAUCUGCCUUGCCCCUGUAUGGCCAGGGCCAGAGACUGAAGUCAACAUCGGCAAGAGGAAAUCAAUCCCUCCUUGAAAAACAUGUUUGAAGUAGUCUACACCAAACUUGUGGACAUCUCAAGCAUCUACGAUGUGAGAUUCGCCGUUCACGACAGACGAUUAAUUGAUUCAUGACAACAGACAACAGACCAGAAAAUUACCAAUACUCAUCACGAGAUAUGUGGUUGGCAGUUACAAUAGACUAGACUCGGGCCCUGCACAGCCCCC